AUGAUUAUUAUUUAUGGUGCAAGUCUACCUCUUCUUGGUCUUCAAUGGUUUAACAUAAUGCAACUCGACUUAAAUCAACUCAUUCAUGCACAAAAUUUUGUUAAAUAUUCAAUUCACAAGAUUUAUACCUUCUCAAAACUUCAAGCAACAUUACAAAAAUACAAAGAUGUAUUACACAAAGAACUUGGACAUUGUACUAAAGUUCAAGCUCAUAUUCAACUUAAACCUGAUGCAAUACCGAAGUUUUUCAAACCACGACCAAUACCAUUUGCAUAUCUUCAAGGAAUAAAAGAAGAAAUUCAACGGAACGUUGAAGCUGGUAUUAUUCAACGUAUUGAUACUUCUCCUUGGGCAGUACCAAUAGUUUCUGUGAAAAAACCAAAUGGUGAAAUUCGAACAUGUGCUGAUUUCAAUCAAGAAUGCCAAAAAGCAUUCAACAAUCUACUGCAAGAAGUUGUCAAUACAACAACAUUAGCACAUUUUGAUGCUCAAUUACCAAUUAUCUUAGCAACUGACGCUUCACAUUAUGGCAUUGGAGCUGUAAUUAUGCAUCGAUAUCCUGAUGGUUCCGAACGACCAAUUGUACAUGCUUCUAAAACUUUAACUGCUGCUGAACGUAAUUAUAGUCAAAUUGAAAAAGAAGCACUUUCAAUUAUUUAUGGUGUUAAAAAGUUUCAUCAAUAUCUAGCUGAUAGAUCAUUUGAACUCAAUACUGAUCAUCAACCUCUUUUGGCGAUUUUCAAUCCAACUAAAGGUGUUCCAGUUGCAACAGCAAAUCGACUUCAAAAGUGGGCAAUUUAUCUUAUGGGAUAUAAUUAUAAUAUUCGUUAUAAACCCACUCGAUCGCAUGCUAAUGCCGAUGCAUUAUCACGAUUGCCAGUCGGAUACGAUAAUUCUUUUAUUGACAAUGAUGCCGAACCAAUUAAUUAUAUUCAAACACAACUUAUUGAACAAUGGCCACUAAAGCCAACUGAAAUUGCACUAGCGACUACACACGAUAAUAUACUUAAAUUGAAUCCUGAAUUAGUCUUGUAUUUUAACAAUCGUCAUUCAUUGUCGGUUAUAAAUGGUUAUAUUUUAAAAGAUACUCAAGUGAUUAUUCCGAAACAAUUACAUAAUCGAGCACUUCAUAUGUUACAUCGUGCUCAUCUUGGUACAAUUAAAAUGAAACAAUUAGCCAGAGCUCAUUGCUGGUGGCCAAAAAUGGAUAAAGAUAUUCUAGAUGUUACAAAGUCCUGUACAAUAUGUGCACAAUUACAACCAUUACCUAAACCACAAUUCAAAUCAUGA
This is a messenger RNA of Rotaria sp. Silwood1, 1290 nucleotides long. The record is from the annotation of a GenBank genome assembly. NCBI's taxonomy places the organism in Eukaryota, Metazoa, Rotifera, Eurotatoria, Philodinida, Philodinidae.